AUGCUAUUCUUGGUACAGGUCAGGAGGCUAUUGGCCUUACUGGCUGCCUGUACACUUGCUGGCUCAUGUUCAGCCAGCUAUCAACCGGAGAAGGUAGAAGAAGUGUGUGCUACAACAAUCUAUUUCACCAUAGAAAGAAACUGUCAAGUGAGGAGUCUGGCUCAUCUCUCAGAUAACGUGGAAACAGUCAACAGAACAAAUGUUAAACUUUACACCUCUGGACACUUAAAUCAUAGCAAACUUUAUAAGCCUUCAGAGAAAAUAAAACAGGGAUGAUGGUACUCUGCCAGGGAACAAACUAGUUUCAUAAUGGAAAGAAAUCAAUUCCCAGCUGAAAAUGAGAGAGCAAGGAAGAUGAAAAGAUUUUCAGGUAACUUUUGUUAGCUUCCAACAAAGGCUGAAUCUUCUUGCCCUAGCAGCAGACAUCCACAGUCAACUGUGACUGGUGUUAGUGCCUCAGCAGAUUUUUCUAUUCCACUGGAAUUGCUAAAGUGGAAAGCACUUAAAAAGAAAGUAGAGGAUGGAACUGACAGACUCCAUGAGAGUAUCAAAGUGAGUCAAGAUGAGUUAGAUGUGUCAGAGACUGUGAUGCUGAAAAAACAAACGAACAGCUGACAGUGUGCUGUAGAGCUUGUCAAGGAGGAAUACCACUUCAUACCUUCAUACUUGGCCAGUGGAGCUAAAAUGGAACAGUUUGACAAGUUCCUAGAUUUCCAGAAGGAGUUCAUAGCAAACCGUGAACUGUUACAGAAUGAUUUAACAGGGAGAAAAGUAUCAGAGCAGCAUGAAAGUAAGCUGGCUAAGGAACGUCAGAUAACAUGUGCUUGUGAUCCCCUCCAUUUCAAGCAACUACAGGUUGCUGAGGAAGCAUUUGAAGAUAUAUGCAACAGGUCUCUGAUAUUUUGUGGUAUUCUGAAGGAAAUGAAGAAAAUAAAUAUUCCUACACUUUAUGAUAACCGAGGGGGCGAAAAAAUUUGGGUCAAAGGGAUGGAAACAAAGACUUCAAGGGCUCCAGAAAUACAAGCACUCAGGAAAGAUGUGCAGGUUCUCAUGCAGAAAGCCAGUACUUCUCUGGGAAGAAGCAAAGACUAAUUGAAGAAUUAAUUAGAAACAGUGCUACAGAUGAACCAGACUCCAGAAGAUAAAACAGUUUCAAAACAGCUUGAAUCUGUGAGGUGUAAGGUUCUUGAUAAAUGGGAAGAAAUUAACAUACUGAGACUGGGAAGAAAGAAAGAGUGUGGUUACACUGAUAAGUGUUCCAGCUGCGUGAAGCGAGGAGGUUGCAUAUUUAAAAAGAUAAGUGGGUCUGACGCAUUUUCUUUUGCUGGAAUGCUGUGUGACAAUUUAACUGAUCUGUUACUGCCUUUUCAGGCACAAACUAUGAAAAUCAACUCAUGAAACACGUUUCUCCAAGGCCAAAUAAAAGUUAUUUCCUUAUAA
This is a messenger RNA of Pipra filicauda (Wire-tailed manakin), 1440 nucleotides long. It is a transcript of the gene CUNH6orf118, whose product is annotated as chromosome unknown C6orf118 homolog. Lineage: Eukaryota; Metazoa; Chordata; Aves; Passeriformes; Pipridae. The record is from RefSeq and is a predicted model, not a curated record.